GGGGAAGGUUUAUUGUACAGUUGCUUCAAAGGUAAGUGCAAUAAAGUUCCAUUAUUUGAGAUAAACACGCCUGUCCGAUGGCUGUUGAUAUAUCAAUUCCCAUUUUACAGAUUUGUAUGUUAUUAACAAGCAUUAACAUCUCACACGCAGGAUACCUGACCCUAUUUAAAUACAGUACUGUCAUGUUUGAUGGUUAAAACAUAAGUACCAAAGAGAAAGCAAUUAUAACUGGAGAGUCAUCCCUACUUUCUAGUUGCAGGGAGACAGGGCUUGCAAACAAACACACUUCGCAUAAUUCAUCAUAUGUGCCACCACUAGCCACUCUUGACGCUGAGGUUUGUGCGCUGAAACACAGAAGCGGGCGGUGCUGUCCGUUUGCUUCGUGGAAAACGUAGAAAGUAUGUCUUCUCCUAUCCACUUUGCUUAGGCUCGCUCUGCGCCCUAAUAGCCACAACUGCUGGAAGGGCAAUUCAUUGCGUAAGGUCUCGCGGCCGUGCUGUCAAUGCGAAGGCGGCAAAAUUGGGGGGGGGGGCUCCUCUCACACGACUUGCUUGGACAGCAGGUGCGCAGGGGAAAUCGUUCCGAGUUGUCUCUCAGCAAGGGCUCCCCUCCCCCUCCCGCCAAAAAAGCAAGCUUUCUUCUUCAGCGUUUGGUAGGCAGGGAUUAAUUUAACACACGGCGGGGGGUUGGGGUGGGGGUCGCGGAAUUCCCCCAAAGCCUUUCCUGAGCACGUAAUUUAAGAAAGCCCGUGCCGUCUUUGAGCAUGUGCAGAGUGCAAAACGUUUCCCAAAUGAAAUUCCCUCACGGAGAGUGCCUUUUUAUUCACAAUAACUGCUAAAGCUCGCAGAUGAAACUAAGGCCGUCACGGUCCACACGGAAACCAUGUAUUUUCAGAAAGUACAGCACCCAGAAGCUCUAGGGAGAGGUGUGUGUGCUCACAGGGAAGCCCCCAUUCCGUUCAGCGAGGAAGAUUCCAGUGCAGGGAUGCGGCCUGAUGGUGCCACCCCGUUGCACGGGCUUGCAACCAAAGUGCAUUAAGUUUGCAAGAGACGCGUGCCCGGUGCCCCGGCCGACUCAAGACGGCUUAACUCGGGGAAGUACAGCUUGCAGACCCGAGCAGGGUGCCCCACUCCCGUCUUCGCCCUUGGCUGCGCUCUCUUGCCGUCAUUCCUAGGUUUCCCCCCUCGCCAUCCCCGCCUAGCAUUUUUCUCCGCGGAGCCUCCCGCGUCGUUGUCCCGCCUCCCCGCCUCGCCUGUCAAGGUACCAAGUCCCUUCCCCUCCUCUCGCCCGCCUGGCCCUUUAAACGUCUCCCCUCCCAGCCCAUCGCCGCCGCUCAGCCGAGGCAGCGCAAGGGGCGGGACGCGUCGCUGAGCGGCGGCUGGCCGGGCCAACGGGCAGCCGGGAAGGAGGCGGGCGCUGCGGGGGUGUCUGUCGGGUUAGAGCGAGGCGUGACCCAGUUGACGCGCGCGGGGAGGAGAGGGGAGUGAGCGCGAGGCGGGGGGACGAAACCGCCGCGUCCGUCUUAGCCUCGCCGUUGCCGCCGCCGCCGGUUGCUCGCUCUCUCCUUCUCUCCCCUCCGCCACCGCCCGGUGUGUUGUCGCCGUCCGAGUCCUCGGAGCCGGGUCAGCAGCGUGCUUCUCCCGCCGCCUGUGAGCCUGGGGAACCUGCAGCUCAAAGCCUCCACCAGCCACAGCACCAUGUACCCUGGGAACAAGCGGAAAAAGAUCUGGAGGGAAGAGAAAGAACGUUUGUUGAAGAUGACGUUGGAGGAGAGACGAAAAGAAUACUUACGGGAUUAUGUUCCUCUGAAAGAUAUCCCAACAUGGAUGGAGGAAAUGAAAAGCAAGACUCAAAGUGAUGAAGAAAAUACUAAGGAAGGUCUGCCAGUGCAGAGAAGUCUGAGUGAGAAAGUCUCCCUCUAUAGAGGAGAUAUCACGGUGCUUGAAGUUGACGCCAUAGUUAAUGCUGCUAAUUCAAGUCUUCUUGGAGGAGGUGGUGUUGAUGGCUGCAUACACAGAGCAGCUGGGCCUUGUCUAGUUGCUGAAUGUCGCAACUUGAGUGGCUGUGAAACAGGGCAAGCAAAAAUCACUUGUGGUUAUGACCUGCCUGCAAAAUAUGUCAUUCAUACCGUGGGCCCUAUAGCACGAGGGCAUAUUAGUGAUAGCCAUAAAGAAGACCUGGCAAAUUGCUACAAGGCAUCGCUGAAACUGGCAAAAGAGAACCUCGUCAGAUCUAUUGCAUUCCCCUGUAUUUCAACAGGAAUUUAUGGUUUUCCUAAUGAGCCAGCUGGAGUCAUUGCACUUACCACAAUCAAGGAAUGGUUAAGCAAGAAUUAUGAAGAGCAGUUUAGGAGAAGAACUCACUGGGUGACCAACCAGGAAGACUGAUCUGGAUGUAACACAGCAUCAUCGUUUGGAGUUUUGUUUCCCCCCCACAAAGCCAGAAAAAAAGAAAAAAGAACAAAAGAAAAUUCAGUGUUUGAAUUUGGGGCUGAUGAAAAUAAAAAGAAUCCUAUUUCAUUUUAUGGCAGGUUGUUGAGCUGUUCUUUGA
Messenger RNA from Pogona vitticeps (central bearded dragon), 2550 nucleotides. The record is from RefSeq and is a predicted model, not a curated record. Lineage: Eukaryota; Metazoa; Chordata; Lepidosauria; Squamata; Agamidae.